AUGAUAUAUGACAGUGGAAUUCAAAAUCAAGGACCUUCGGUGAUGGGAGAGUCUGGGAAUAAUCCGGCCAGCCCACCGACACCAGUUGAGGGACCUGUUGUAGGUAUCCCAGAAGGCUCUGACAGUCCCGUAUCUAUUUUCGACAUCCUCUACGAGAUGGUGGUCGACGAAGAUCCCAACACAGACGCACUACGCAAAAUUCUCUCAAAAGAUGGAUCUAUCGUUGGAAACAAAAAUCCGGAUGGAUCCAUGGCGCUACAUGUCGCAGCAACAAAGGGUCUACUCAAAGCCGUGGAGAUUUUACUCGAGUUUCAUGCGAGUGUAAGCGCGCAGGAUGAUUGGGGGAGACAGCCUCUAUACUUAGCUUGUUCUCACGGAAACACAGAUAUAGCAAAGCUGCUUUUGGCUCAAGGCGCAGCGAUCGACGCCCGAAGGGAUGGUCAUACUUCCCUUGAUGCAGCUUGUUGGUCAGGACAAGUAGCUAUCGUCGAGGUUUUGAUUGAGAAAGGUGCAAAAGUCUCAGUUGCGGAUAACAAUGGAUGCUCUCCCUUGUUUAUUGCAAGUGCAUUAGGAUACGAAAAGAUCGCAAAACUGCUUCUUGGGAAGGACAAGUCGAAUAUCAAUCACAAUGAGAAGGUGUAUGGCAGGACGGCGCUUCAUGUAGUCACGCUUUUGGGCUAUGUGAGUAUUGCUAGUAUGUUGAUCGACGAGGGGGCAGAGGUCAACCUACAGGACAGCGAGGGCCACACAGCGCUACACGUUGCUAUCUUCAGAAGAUUCCCUCGGCUUGUUACUCUAUUUCUUGACGGAGGCAGCAAGAUUGACAUUCAAGAUCAUCAUGGUUGGACUGCGCUUCACUUUGUUGCUCGAUUUUCUGAUAAGGAGAUCGCCACCAAAGUCCUGAGCAUCGGCGUGCAGGACAUUGUCAACGUUCAAGAUAAACACGGACGGACGGCUUUGCAUAUCGCUAGCAGGCACAGUAAUGAGAGCGUGGUAAAGGCACUCCUUGAAGAGGAAGACAUUCGCAGCAAAUUAGAAAUGAACGUCAAAGACAAUGACGACAACACGGCGCUACACCUUGCUGCUGGUGCUUCAGAUGGAGACGUGGACCAAUACGACCCUGACGAUGGCUCGGAGAGUUCAAGCGAAGAGAAGGCCAUCCGCCAAGGUGCCAUAACCGAGGAGUUGUUGGGCGCCGGAGCAGACUCCAAAAUCAAGAACAAGCAAUCGAAAACGAUUAUCGAUCUCAUUAUGGCGGAUGAUGAGCCAUAUAGAUUUCGGGGGCUUUUGGCUUACGUAUCUCACCCCUAUCUCUCCCCCGAAAGCACCCCCAAUGACCUUGAUACAAAGAAGAAGGAAGUGAACAGUGUCUUGACAAGAGAGGAGUUCUUCACACUUCUGACCAAACUCGUUCAUAAAAGCUCUCCAGGCAUAGCAAUAGACACGACUUUGAGAUCGACACUUUACAUGAUACUGGACGUUUUGAGAGACGGUGAUAGCAUACCCCUGCUCAAGCACUUUCCCUCUGCCCUUAGGUUACUCAUUGCUGCGUCGAGUCCCAACGAUUACCUCAAUACAAUAUUAAAGAGCGCGGCGGAGUCUAUCGGCAAUAUCUUGAAGCAAAGAAGACGAGCACAGCGUUCCAAGGAGAAGCCGCAGAUGGCGCCGCAGACAAACAUCGCGAUAUUCAACAGCGAAAGCAAAGAGAUUGUACAAGACAAGAGAAAAGAAGUAGUCAAUGCGGGUUGUGAUAUUCCAGAAGAGAAUUUGAAUCGGAAGGUGCUGGGCGAUAUUAGAGAUAUACUUCGGGAUCCCCAAUUCUCGCAGCUCCAUAGAGACGACUACAGCACAUUCAUCAGACCGCAGGCCGGCAAAUGGCUAGAAGGCGUGUUGGAGAGGUUUGAAGCUGUCAUCGUCCAAUUUUAUAAAGAGAGAGGAGAAUCAGGAUCACUUCUCAGGUACCGAUCGGUGAAUGAGGUGAUCUACGGGGCAGGACCAACGACGAUAAUGAAAGCCCGAUACCACUGUGCGGAUUUUAAAUUCAAGCAAGAGCCAAGGCUUUCAUGGGUUCACUUACCUUCGACUAAUAUGGUAUGGAUGCAAGAUCUUAUGAUGCGGAUUUUGAAAGAGGAAGCUGAAAAUUCUAAGGCUCAAAAGGACAAGGACAGAAGAUCAGAACAAUACUUCGCACUAAGGUCUUUCUUCCAAGACAGCUGGAUCCAGGUGCCAGAUGGCGAAACGCCGUCUAGAGUGAUGAAGCCACGAGCUUUGAGGCAGAAUGGAAGUAACCCGCCGCAAGAUAACUUUGAUAAGGAUCAGGACACAGACUUGGUAGAGCAUGAAGCUCCUGAGUCAGAACGAGUCGCGAACAUCCCGCAAGCUUCAGCGGUUUAUGUGGGUUCCUUUAAUUUCACAGGACCUAGAUCUCGCUCUAACCGUUCAUCCAUACAGAUGCCUUACUUCUGCUUCUCGACUUGCCACGACGAGGCGAGGGACAAACUAACCGACUCCGAGAGGAUCAAAGCUUACCAGGCACUGCUGAAUGGAUACCAAGACUCGGUUAUUCACGAGUCCCCUACCCUUGACGAAUGGUAUUACCACUUUGCCAUGGACAAGAACUCCGCCGAAGAUAAAAGCAUGCGUAACCGGGAACAAGUUGUUACUAAGUUCCUGAAAGAGCAGGAAAAGACCAAAGAGGUUGAGAGCGAGUUGUCUGCAACUAGAAACACUUACGUGGUUGGACAGGCUCGCGAUGAAACCACUCUGUUCAAUCGACUCAGUCGCGGGGCAACAGGCAAUAGAAGCGACCCGCCUGGAAAGGUUAAUGGAUACCCUACCAGAGUCUCUUUGAAAUAUCUAGUCAAUAAUCUAGCCGAGGAUGGUACGAGGGGUUCCAUCUUGUUAGCCGAGAAACUAUUCGCGGACAUCAAAGAUGUUCGGGACGAGCUGAAUAUUCUCAAGUCAUGUGCACGGUUUCAAAAAACAGUGCAAAGAGACCUGGCGAGAGACUACGUCCAAGACACGAACCACUCAGCAGACUACGUCGAGAACGAUAUCAUGGAGAUGGACAGUGUUGCAGACCGGAUACAAUCUGCGCUGAAUGCGACUCUGUCGCUCCAACAAAGCGAGAUUGCGAAUGACCAGGCGGAAAUUGCACGUCAGCAAAACAAGGUCCUCAUGACAUUUACGGUUGCUACUAUCUUCUUCCUUCCGUUGUCGUUUCUGUCCUCUUUAUUUGCGCUCGAUGCUGAAACUUUCAAAAAGACUCCGGGCUGGGUUUUUUUCGUGAUAUUCCUGGUCUCACUGGGUGUUUCUGGAGUCAUUUGGGUCCUUGCUUUGUUCGUGAAUAAGUUUGCGACUAUGAGAGAGUACAAAGCACAAGUUGCUUCGGGCUCAGAUGCAAAGGGUCAGACAAAAUUACGCAUUGAUGCAAAAUCUAAGGGCACAGCUAGUACUGUGGAAGUAGAUAGUGGAGGAGUAUUUGGUGGACGUCUCAGGUAUCGCCACGGUCGCACAAAAAUCGGGGAUCAGGAACUUGGGAACAUGACGAGAUCAGAAGGGAAUUGA
Messenger RNA from Fusarium sp. VM40, 3567 nucleotides. Lineage: Eukaryota; Fungi; Ascomycota; Sordariomycetes; Hypocreales; Nectriaceae. The record is from the annotation of a GenBank genome assembly.